GAUGAAAGUAAUUUAUGUUUUCCCGAAUUGCAUUCAGAAUUUUUAGCAUUAGAAUCUAAAUUAUCAGUGGCUGGUAACUUAUCUGUUCUUUUAGGUACUAAUUUAACAUUACGUUGUAUACGUGAUGCUCGCCAGUUUGCAGAACUAACAGACUUUUCAUCACAUGGAGAAUUAACAGAUUUUACAUCUACACAAUCUUUAUUUUGUUCUCGAAUACUAGUUCUCCAAAGACCUCUUUCUGGCUCAACAAUUACCUUACAAAAAUGCUAUGGCGUCCUCAGGAUCAUAUAACGGGGAUGCAGAGACAGAAAGUGAUAAAUUUGAAGGAUCUAAAAUUGAUCGACAUGGUUUUCUUCAAGAUUCCAAUUGUAGCUCUGACAGCCUUGUUAAACAAGGAUUACCACCAGAGGUAAUGCUGAGAAGAGAAAGAAAAUGGAUACAGAUGUUAAACAAUUGGAGUUAUUUCAUGAAUACAAACUACCGUAAAGUUAGAGAAAGAUGUAGAAAGGGUAUCCCACCAUCAGUAAGACUUCGUGCAUGGUUAAAUCUUUGUGGAGGUCAAUUGUUAAUGGAUACAAACCCAAAUCUAUUUGAAGAGUUAGUUGAGCGAUCUGGCGAUCCAAAGUACAUAGAUGACAUCAAGAAGGAUCUUCAUCGUCAAUUUCCACAUCAUGUAAUGUUUAUCGGAGAAGCACCUGGACAAGAAGAAUUAUUUAAAGUAUUGAAAGCUUACUCUAUUUUAAAUAGCAAAGUUGGUUAUUGUCAGGCCCAAGCACCUAUUGCAGCAUUUCUAUUGAUGCAUAUGCCAGCAGUACAAGCAUUUUGGUGCCUUGUUGCAAUAUGUGACAAAUAUUUGAUCGGAUAUUAUAGUCAAGGAAUGGAAACAUUGUUACGCGAUGGAGAUAUUUUGUUUGCUCUUUUGAAAAGAGUCUCUCCUAUUGCUUACAAACAUUUGAAAAAACAAAAAAUGGAACCAAUUUUAUAUAUGACUGAAUGGUUCUUAUGUGUUUAUACGCGAACACUACCGUGGGAAAGUAUUCUACGAGUGUGGGAUAUGUUUCUUUGUGAAGGUGUUAAGAUUAUCUUUAAAGUUGGGUUGGUUUUGUUAAAAGGCAGUUUAGGACGUACAUCUCUUACUAAACGCUGUCCGACAGUUUAUGAAACACUUCAAGUAUUAAGAAAUCCUCCUCACCAUAUUAUGGAAGAAGAAGCUUUAGUUUAUCAGAUUCGGAAAUUAAACCUAACGGAAGAAGAUUUCGAAUAUGAACAUCAGCGUCAAGUAUUAAAACGAAAAGCAGCAGAGCAAGCUGCCUCUUUUUCCACUGCCAAUCGGACAGACUGAUUACAAAAGAAUAGAUAGCAUAUAAAAUGAAUAAUGAGCUUACAGGUAUUAUAAUUCCAAAGUGUGCCUUCCUUUAUAUAUUUCGUAUUGUACAGAUUACAAAAUGUAAACAGAUAUAGUUUUACAAAAGAUAGAAGUACAUGUAGCAAAGUUUAAAAAGUACCUAACUUCUUUAUCAUAAAUUUAGAUAGUUCUUGAAUGUAAUCACACAUGCAUAUACAUUCCCCAAAUAGAUCGCACAAAUAACAUCCCUAUUUUCUUUAUAAUAACUACGAUUACAAAGAUACUUGCACAAUACUUGUAGAUCUUUAGAGUAUCAUUUAAUGUUGUAUUAUUUCGAGCAUAUCUCUGAUUAUAUAACAAUCGUACAAUUUUAUUAAUAUUUAUGUACAAAAGAAGAAUCAUAAAGCAUUACAUUUUUUAAGAACAAAAUUAGAAAUAUUAUAUACUGUUAUCGAAUAAGAAUUGUUUUGUUUAGCUCAAUGUUGUUUUUGUUAAAAUUUAUCUAACUAUAGUGAUAAAGUAUGUAAUGAAAUAGAUGUUAUGAAUAUAUUUUGAAAGAUUAUCCAGUUUUA
Molecule: messenger RNA, 1917 nt
Organism: Heterotrigona itama
Lineage: Eukaryota; Metazoa; Arthropoda; Insecta; Hymenoptera; Apidae
Source: the annotation of a GenBank genome assembly